Cheilinus undulatus (humphead wrasse) is the source of this 4572-nucleotide messenger RNA. RefSeq names its product arf-GAP with dual PH domain-containing protein 1. NCBI's taxonomy places the organism in Eukaryota, Metazoa, Chordata, Actinopteri, Labriformes, Labridae. The transcript has 12 exons. Bases 311 to 1444 code for a protein of 377 amino acids. Gene Ontology annotation, molecular function: GTPase activator activity; phosphatidylinositol bisphosphate binding. The record is from RefSeq and is a predicted model, not a curated record. Gene Ontology annotation, cellular component: intracellular membrane-bounded organelle; plasma membrane. Gene Ontology annotation, biological process: positive regulation of GTPase activity.
UUUAUUCUUACUGUUUAUUUAUUUAAAUUUAAAUGACACGAGCGCUAUUAAUCACAGUGCAGACAAACCUGUGACAGUUUGGUCUCAGUUUUAUGAAGUAUAAGGAGUUAACACAGGAGGAAGAACGCCUCUUUAGUUUAGCAUUAAGAUAAUGACAAGAUAACGAAGGAUGGAUUAUUUCCUGGUACCGACCAAAGUACACCACAGUUGUUCAGGCGCUUUGACUCGUCCACUCCGGCACGUCCCGGGCGGAGACAGCCUCACUUUAGAUGCGUGAGAGUUUGAGUCACCGUGCAGACUCGUUUGAAUUAUGGACUCGGAUCAAGAAAUGAACAAACAGCGAGUGAAAAAGCUGCUGGAGAAACCUGGGAAUGGAAAGUGUGCUGACUGUGGAGCUGCAGAUCCAGAGUGGGCCUCCUACACCCUGGGCGUGUUGGUGUGUCACAGCUGCUCAGGCCUCCAUAGAAACAUCGCUCAGAUCAGUAAAGUGAAAUCUAUCCUGCUGGAUCCUUGGAGCUCUUCUGAGGUGGAGUUUGUGGACUCUGUGGGUAACGAUGCUGCCAAAGCCAAAUACGAGCAGAUAGUUCCUGCCUUCUACUACAGACCCACACACAAAGACUGCACGCUCCUAAGGGAACAAUGGAUCCGAGCCAAGUACGAGAGGGAGGAGUUUAUGUGUGUGGAGAAGCAGGAGCCCUACUCUGCAGGCUACAGAGAAGGGUUUCUGUGGAAGAGAGGCAGAGACAAUGGACAGUUCCUCAGCCGAAAAUUCAUUCUCUCUGAACGGGAAGGUGUUUUGAAGUACUUCAACAAACAAGAUGCUAGAGAACCCAAAGCUAUAAUGAAGAUCAACACUGUUAAUGCCACUUUUCAGCCAACAAAAAUUGGCACCGCACAUGGCCUACAGAUAACCUAUCUGAAAGACAACAGCACUAGGAACAUCUUUGUUUACCACGAUGAUGGAAAGGAAAUGGUCGACUGGUUCAACGCUAUCAGAGCAGCCAGGUUUCACUACCUGCAGGUGGCCUUUCCGGGAGCUUCCAACUCUGACCUGUUGCCAAAGCUAACCAGGAACUACAUUAAGGAGGGGUACAUGGAGAAGACUGGUCCAAAGCAAAAAGAGGGCUUCAAGAAGAGGUGGUUCACGAUGGAUGACAGGAGGCUCAUGUACUUCAAAGAACCACUGGAUGCUUAUGCAAGAGGUGAGGUCUUCAUUGGAAGUAAGGACAACAAGUACACUGUGCUACCUGGUCUCCCUGCAAACAUUCAGGGCUACCACUGGCAGUUUGGGAUAACCAUAGUGACUCCAGACAGAAAAUUUCUGUUUACAUGCGAGACUGAGGAGGAUCAGAGAGACUGGAUUGCUGCGUUUCAGACAGUUAUCAACAAACCAAUGCUGCCACAGGAGUAUGCAGUGGAGGCCUAUUUUAAGCACAAACCAUGACGUCUGGGGUUUGAAGGAUUGUCUGUGAGGAUAAGAAGCAGGGAGAUGGAGAUGGAGCUAGAGGAAGAGAAGUACCUGAGAAUUGUAAAAGGACAAACUAAAGGGCCAUGAAGCAAAGGAUUUAAAGGUGAAAUCACUCUUUGACCACAGUAAUCAUUCCCACAAAGACUGCACUGCUCAACCUCACCCACAUUAUGUGCCAGUCCCUCUUUAAGAUAAUCCAAGUCACUUUUAAGCUUGAAUGUUUGACUAACUCAACUGUUUUAUAACUUGUAUACUUAAAAGAGGUCAGUCAUCCUUGCCUGAAUGUGGAGGUAUACACAGAAGUAUGCCAAGUUUGUUGGGAUCAGGACUGUUGCUGCGUGGAUGUCAAAAGACAUGCUUUUUUCAGUACUAUAGUGUUAAAAAAAACAGGCAUACUUACAUGUACAAGAUGUUGUAGACAUCUAAGAUAACCUUGGAUUUAAAUUAGGAGCAAAAAUUGUUCAGUGCAGGGUAAAACAAAGCUUACUCAGUAAAAAGAAGUACUUUCGAACAAAUGUAAAUGUUUGCCUAUGAUGAUAUUUAAUUCUUGAUGUAUUUAUUUUUAAACUGCCUGUUUGCUAUACACAGCUUGUAGUGUGUCAGUGCAAAUCACAGCUGCUAAAAUAAGCAAUUUUCUUAUAUUCUUAAGCAGCUACAUGUAAACUUAAGGGACGCACAAUAUCAGAAUAAUCAGUACCAACAGAUAAUGGCUGAAAGGUCAUUAUCAGUAUUGGCAGAUAUGAAAAUAAUGUCUCAUAAUUACAACCAAUCUCGGCUGUAAAUACCAGCCUAUAAUGGAUGUAAAUAUCAGCUGUACGUAUGAAUAAUUAAGUGGAGUUUUAAGCAGGACCAACAGGCAAACAUCAGUUGGAGACACAUUAUUUAUCCUAAUGUCUUAAAUUAUUAAGCGUGUGAAGGACUGAAGUUUUAGGUCUGGACUACAUUUAUAUAUCCAUCAGUAUCAUUUACAAUGAAUAUUUAAGUAUUGGCAAAAAAAUCCAAUAUUGUGCAUCCCUUGUAAACUUUGUUCUUUAACAUCAAGUGUAAGAAGUGGCUUGCAUUCCUCCUCUUUGUAAAACUUCAAAACAAAAGUUGUGAUUAAGCAUUUACUCUCAUGUGGUGUAAUUACUGGGCCAACAGAGGGAGACAAAGAAAAACGUUUAAACUUGCAUCGAACCAGAGACUCCAGCUGUGCAUGCUGAAAUGUAAAAGCUGAAAAGAAAAGCAUAACAACAAGGCUGAAAAGCAUUAUAUUCAGGCAGUAGUCUGGCUAAACGGUACUUUCCCACUAUGUAGUACCUUCUCAACUCUGCUUGCCCCCAACCCAUAAGGGAUCAUAGCUGGUACUUUUCACACAAGUGGGAUCCAUCAAACCCCUCUGGUUUUCUGCUUUGUAAUGCUUUAUGAAUUCUCAAAAUCUCCUCUUCUUUUCAGUCGUAUUUGUCUCACUGCUCUGGACCAAAACUUGUCUCCCUGCUGUGUCAAAAACCACAGACCCAAGAACUAGCUGUACGACUGCAUUGAUGUUCACCAUUGUUCUUUUGGGCAUCAGUGUUAUCGUGUAGCUAGGCUAUAAUGGCCCAACCUACAUUUAUUAAGUAUUUACUGGAAUGGAAAACAAACUGCUUGGUACUAAAACCAAGCAGAGUCGGAUUGAGUCUAGCCAGCACUGCAUAUGGAAAUGCACCAUUAGAGAGCUGUAAUCAAGUACCAUGUAAACAUGCAUCUGCCCUCCAAGAGUGAGUGUUUUUAAGCUGGCACACAUGGUUUUAAGUCCAACAUUAGGUCAGAUCUGAUGUCCCGGGUCGAGGUUCUUUGAAAAUGAUUAUUUGUCCAAAAACUCCUCAAGUGUGUGGUGUCCACAGGAUUAUUUCACUGCUCCCCACUGCAUCAGAGCCUCCCUGACCUUAAAUUGUAAAUAUUAAACAUGUUUGAUAUUUAUGGUACAAAGUCAGACUGCCUCUGUGAACAGUAAAAGUACAUAGUAUCCAGUUAAUGGCACUAGCUGGUCCGCUCGCUCUCAUUGGUUGUGGGUUUCCAUCAAAAAACAUUAUACUUUCAGCCCAUCCAAGAUUUCAGCCAUAUUCCUUUUUGAUUUUUGCUGCAACUGUAACACAUACAAGACAGCCAGCCAAGGAUUUUGAUAAUUUACCAUGUUUUUUGUUCUUCUGAAGCCACAUUUGAUCACCCAAGUUUUUGUGAGAUCUCAUGUGUGCAACCUUUACGGUGAAAUUGUUAAAACAGAGUGUGAGCCCCGGUCUGGUCCAGCUGUCUAGUGAUCAUCAUCACUUGCUGAUGAUAAUUAGUUGAAGAUGUCCUUAUGUCUAUGAUGUCUGUCGAUACCGUCUUGCUGUCCCUCAACAACAGGGUGUCCUGGCAUACGUUACAAGUGCAGCAAAAAUCAUAAAACAAAGGAAAGACUCAGGAUGACACCCAGGCUGGAAUGAAGGUACAGUUGUGUUUAUGGUUGUUUAUGGUGACGCUACCCCGUCUACUUGCUCUCAGUUGUUCCGGGUACUCCUUUAGAGGCACUAUGACCUAGAAUUGUAAAAAUCUAAGAUGUUUGAUAGUUACGAUACAGAGUCUGGGAGGCUACGACGCGAUUGUGUUGAUGCCACAUACUUUCAGAGUAUUCAGAUAAAUAAUUGUAGUGACGAGGUUCCACUCUGAAUACACCCCUACAAUCAUCGAGGAGGAAAAUCUUGCCUCAAAUCAGGCUUAAAAUCCUGUAGUGUGUGGCCAGCUUCAGAAAAAGAAUUCAAAAGCAUCUUUUGUAUAGUCAGCCUAUGGCCUUGUCCACAUGUAGGAGGGUAUUUUUGAAAACAGAGGUUUUAUGUGCAUUAUGACCUUCCAUAUACAGACUAAAAGCAUUUUACGUCCCUGAAAAAGCAGAUUCAUAAACCACUCCAAGGACAAAACAGCACUUCUGGAUUAGUCGGGUUGUCCUAGUUGUACAGCAGGUGAAUGGACACUGGUGCUGUCUCAAAGAUAGCGCAGCUUGUACAUAGACAAAUAAAUCCUCAGAGAAUACCACUGCUGUGAAUGUGGCACAUGCCUAACAGCAUGUAAUAGUGCAUUUUUGCAUUUGUAUGUGUACAAGUUUC